Misgurnus anguillicaudatus (oriental weatherfish) is the source of this 6008-nucleotide messenger RNA. RefSeq names its product potassium voltage-gated channel subfamily A regulatory beta subunit 2a (gene kcnab2a). The record is from RefSeq and is a predicted model, not a curated record. Lineage: Eukaryota; Metazoa; Chordata; Actinopteri; Cypriniformes; Cobitidae. Gene Ontology annotation, molecular function: potassium channel regulator activity; voltage-gated potassium channel activity; transmembrane transporter binding. Gene Ontology annotation, cellular component: cytoplasm; voltage-gated potassium channel complex; membrane. Gene Ontology annotation, biological process: regulation of action potential; regulation of potassium ion transmembrane transport; transmembrane transport.
GUUUAAUCUCUGCUAAGGAGAAGCAGCGGGAGUAAACGGCAUCUCACUUGCUGACAGAUACUGUGCUCACCAAGGGGGAGACAUAAAAAGAAAUGAUCAGUUUUCUUAUUUUUUAGGUCAGUGAAUACAUUAGGGAUCGUGUGCUGACACUGUCAAGCAACAGAUCUGAUGCUCUAAGCUGAGAUUACAAAGACCAUGUAAAAUCAGCUGGUGUGUUCGGAUAUGUUGUUUAAAAGCCGUUGCUGCGAUCAGGGUUGAAAAAAGGACUCGAUUGCAAAGAAGAAAUUAGGACUUGCCUUUCUGUGGACAUUUCGGUCAAAAUCUAGCAGAACCACUUUGUCAGACCGUGUAUGGCAUGGAAGCCGAGCUGACUCCUGAGCUGAAGGCUACAGGAUAAUCGAACUGUGAACUUCAUGUACCGGUUGAGAGGGCAAUGAUAUGGGAUUUAUGGGUCGCUCUGCAGACAGCUUUAUCAAUCUAGUUGUGCGAUGUAAGGCUGCAGUGGAUCAGUCUCCACCUCGUACCAAGCUCUCCGACUGAACCAGACAGGAGUCAAAUUCAAGGCUAAAAAAACUUUUAUUGAGAAGAUCUGACUUUUACAGAUUUUUUUGAAUUAUUAAAUUUUGGGGACUGUACUCUUCAGUUUUCGUGACAACUCUGAGAUCAUACAGUUAGCAUGCAGGUGUCAUUUGUGUGCACGGACCAUCGGUCCAUGAGCCGUAGCACGGAUGACCGGCUCAAUCGACAAAACGCCAACAGUCCGAACACAGGUACCCGGAGCAAGUUCAAAGCGGUGGCCAUGGUGGCCCGGAGUCUUGGUCAGCUGUCUGUCCAGAGCGUACCAUCGUCAAGUGACCAGAGCAUAAGAACUGGCAUGAAAUAUAGAAACCUGGGGAAGUCCGGCCUGAGAGUCUCAUGUCUUGGAUUAGGAACAUGGGUGACGUUUGGAGGACAGAUACCAGACGAGAUGGCUGAGCAGCUGAUGACUCUGGCAUACGAGAACGGGAUCAAUCUGUUCGACACGGCCGAGGUCUACGCUGCAGGAAAGGCAGAGCUAGUGCUGGGCAACAUCAUCAAGAAGAAAGGAUGGAGGCGCUCCAGUUUAGUCAUUACAACAAAAAUAUUUUGGGGUGGAAAAGCAGAGACAGAGAGAGGACUUUCUAGAAAACACAUUAUAGAAGGUUUAAAGGCAUCAUUGGAAAGAUUGCAGUUAGAAUAUGUGGACGUAGUUUUUGCAAACAGACCGGACCCCAACACACCCAUGGAAGAGACGGUGCGGGCGAUGACCCAUGUGAUCAAUCAGGGAAUGGCGAUGUACUGGGGCACAUCACGCUGGAGUCCAAUGGAAAUAAUGGAAGCAUAUUCUGUGGCCCGGCAAUUUAAUCAGAUUCCACCGAUCUGCGAGCAGUCGGAGUAUCACAUGUUCCAGCGAGAGAAAGUGGAGGUCCAGUUGCCCGAGCUCUUUCAUAAGAUCGGUGUUGGUGCCAUGACUUGGUCCCCGCUGGCCUGUGGAAUAAUCUCAGGGAAGUACGACAGCGGGGUGCCUCCGUACUCUCGCGCCUCCUUGAAGGGCUACCAGUGGUUGAAGGACAAGAUCUUGAGCGAGGAGGGCCGACGCCAGCAGGCGAAGCUGAAAGAGCUGCAGGCAAUCGCUGAGCGGCUGGGCUGCACGCUGCCGCAGCUGGCCAUCGCGUGGUGCCUGAGAAACGAGGGUGUAAGUUCUGUGCUCCUCGGAGCUUCCAACACGGAGCAGCUCAUGGAAAAUUUAGGAGCAAUACAGGUUCUUCCAAAGUUGUCGUCCUCCAUCGUGCAUGAGGUGGACAGUAUCCUGGGCAACAAGCCCUACAGUAAAAAGGACUACCGCUCCUAGUGCGGGACUGGACAGGACCCGAACUUCUCCGCACCUUUGCCUGAUUGUCCGUACGCUUCAGCUUUACUGAAUGAGCACCGGCCGCAUGAGACGGGCAAGCACCCACACACCCUGGAGAGAGAGAGACUUUUACAACAAAAAGGGCGAGAUUAAAAGUGCAAAAUAAACAAAAAAGACGCAUUUGCAGACAAAGAGGUUGAAAUGGAAGAUAGAAAGCAAUGCAUCGAUGAUACGUGCUUACGGAUUCAUCCGUUAUACAUUCAGCUCUACAGAAAAGGUACAUUUAAAACAAAAUCAUUAGGGUAUAACUUAAACAAAAUUUAAAAACAUGCUUGCUCAGUUGCUGGAAAGUUCAGUUUUUCUCUUUGCUUUUUUUAUAUUGAAUGCAAAAUAACAAAACUGGAACAGAAUUUAAUGAUCAGUUGCACACGAUUCAUGCGAUCGUUUGGGUUUGCACAUAUUAUAAAUGUCAUUGAGGCCCAAAACUCUUCACUGUGUCGUCUGCGUUACGUAUGCACCCCCCAAUCCCGCAGGCAAAUCAUUUUAAGCACUUUAGAAGAACAUCAGACGGGAGUGAGAACUGAUCCAAACGCAGCUCCUCUCCGGUGUGGAAAGGGGCAAAAAGUAAUCGAUCGCUUUCGCUUAUUCUGCACAGGGCAUUGCGUCGUUUUCGUGUCAGUUCUUUGUAUUGCCUGAUAAAGAAACGGUCCUGGCUUCUCAUCUGUCAUUGCUUUGCUAACAGGUCUUUAAGAAACAUUGUGAUGUCAAAAUACUUCAUCAGGUGUUGUGGUUUUAAAGGGCAGCUUUGUUUGUGUGCUUGCUGAAAAUCUGUGGAGAUUGCUGAUGAAGAUGCAUUUUGGUCUUCCCUCCACAGAAAAGACCUGCACCCAGCACACGUCUAGUGUUUCAUGUACUGAUGUUGAAAUUAUUCACUUUAACUUAUUAGAUUUCAAAUGUAGAUCGAAUUAUCUGUAAUAGUAAUGGGAUAAGCAUGCUUCUAUCAUAACGCCAUUCUUAAUGUGAUACUGCAAAAGACUGAGGUUCCCCCGAACAUAUUUUAGGUCAUAUUUCAGACCCCCCCCCAAAAAUAAAGAAAUAUUUUUUGCAUUUAGAGUAUAUACCAUAUUUCAUAGUAGAAAAUAUAAAAAGUAGCCUAAAGCUGGAAGUAUAGUUCACUUUUUUCGCGUAUCAUAUGCACAGCCCCGCAAAUCAUAUUUUAUUUGAUUCAAAUGCGUACAUAUAGGCAUUGGACACAUUCAGUACCUCUCCUCGCCUACAGGGGUUUAUAAGUAAGUUAAGUAGGUGGAGUGACGCCACAAGUUCAAACUCAUGUAAACAUCUUUGUACUCCUUCAUAGUACAGUUGUAUAAAUUAGGAUAUUUCCUGACUUCUUUGCUUUUUCGGUUAUGUUUUUAACUCUUUCUCCGCCAUUGACAAGUUAUCUUACGCUUCCCUGCCAAUGACGAGUUCCAUAUUUCCGCUAUUAUCCACAAGGUGGUGCUCUUACCAAACUUAUAAAACACUGGAGCAUCCACUGAUCCAAAAACAGUAAAAACUGUGUAGGUUUUGAUCAUCACUCUGAAUCUGAUCUCUAACAAAAGUCCUUUACAAAAAUGAAAUUAUUUUAUAGAAACUUUGAUAAAAAGAGAACAAAUGAAGAUGGGGUGAAAUGUUUUUUUUUCUUUUUUUGAAGCAGAGGGUCUGUUCUUUCAUUUAAUAUAUUGUAUGUUUAUAUAUUUCAAGAAGAACAUUUUCUGGAAGGCAUUACAUUUUGUGAAAAUCAUAAAAAUGGCAACUUUUUUCAAAAACCCUGGUGGGGAAAGAGUUAAUGGACUGCCUUGUGAAUUGACGCCCCUUGGUUGCCACCUUGUGGUUAAACAAAUAAUUGCAAGAAAUUAAAUGCACAUGUAGAUUAGGGUGGUCCUUAUAAUGGGUCAAUUUUUAUAAAAUGUUCAACUUUUACCCCCUAAAUGUGUUAGGAUUUCAAUAAAAACACACUGUGCAAAAUUUUUAUUGUUUCUACAAUAUCUGGGUUGCUCAAAGCCUUUGAAUAUUCCGAAAUCACAUAUUUUUGCAAAAACUGCACUCAAAAAAAUAAUUCAUUGGAUUAACUCAAUUAAAUUGUGGGCAGGAUUUCCAUCCAAUAUGAAUGUGUAUCCCUAACUCAUAAAAAAACUGCUUUACACAAUUAAAAUAUAUUGAGUUUGUCCAACUCAAUUUAAAGUAGAUGGCAGUACUCAAUUAAGUGUAGUUGCCUCAACUCAAUUUAGUGUAGUCUAAAUAACUCAAUUUAGUGUAGUUCGAAUAACUCAAUUUAUUGUAGUUUUAAUAACUCAAUGUAGUGUAGUCUGAAUAACUAAAUUCAGUUAUUUUAUAUAAAACGUUUUUAUAUCAUACUAAUUAGCAUGAGCACAUGUUAGCAUGCUAAUAAUAGUAAUAGUUAGUAAUAGCAACAAAAAUAAUUCAUGUUGUCCCAACAUAAAACUAUUAAGUGGACUGAACAUGAUAAAAUUAGGUUGACAUAAAAAAACGGUAUUCUUUUUCCAGAACCCAAACUCAAACUAAUUGUGUUAACGCAAUUAAAAAGAAAUCAAUAAAUUAUAGUACAUAUUCAUUUUGUGUUAGACUAAUUUAAUAUAUAUAAAAAUUCAUGCAGGGUAACUUUGUUCCAGUUAUUUCAGUCCGAGUAACCAUAUAGCGGACUUGCUUUGUGUUGCUUCAGCCGUUUUCUCAGUGUAUAUUGUCUAUUGUGCUUUAUUCACAUUGAAGCUUUCUUGCUUUGAAAGACAUAUCACAACUAAAACAGGAGUUUUAAAUGCAUGGAGCAUGAUCAAAUAAGUCCAUUGCUGCCAUAAGUAUAUAUUAUUAAACAAUUAUACAUGUUAGCACAAAGUAUCACAUAAUACGCAAAUGUGUUAAACUUUAAAGGUCUUGAGCAACCUCUAAAUAUUAAUUAAUAUUGAAAAACUUUUGCCCAAUUUUUUUAUUUAUUUAUUAAAACAUAUUGAUGGGGUGAGAGCAUGAACUUUUAAAAAUUGAAAAAUAGGGACCACCAAAUUUGCAUCAUGCACACUGUACGCUGACCCUUACGUAUGCAUAAAAAGUGAACGAUACUUUGGGCCUUAAUGGUUAUACACUUGUGUUUGCAGAUUCAGUUUUAACCAGACCAUGAUGCUUAUCCCUUGCUUGCUCCAAAUAUUGUUCCCUGUAAGUCUAUUAGUAAAGGCAUCCAAUGCAAAAACGUCUUCACAGUAUAUUCUCUACAAGUGUUGCUGUGGGUAUCGUAUCUCCAGCAGCCUUACAGCUACGAUCACCUGAGGCUUAUGGUGAUUUGACAGAUGUUACUAGCCAGUAGAAAAUCAUUGACUGUUUAAAUAGCAUCAUCUGGCCAAUAGGAGCGUAGACUUUUUUUGUGAAAGCAGCUCAGGGACUGCGGUAAAAUGUCUCAGUUUGCUUGUGUGUAUGUGUGUGAGCUAAAUCAUUUCUCAUUUCUGUACACUGGACAUACUUAAGUACCAGUGAUGAUAUGUGUGGCUGAAGCCAAAGAUCUACCCCACAUCUUGUCAGUAUCAUGGCCGCCGUGUCCUCUUUUUGUCGGGUUUUUAGCAGCAUGCAUCUGUCAUCUUUCUUCUACUUCGUAUAUUCACUCUGGUUAUGCUCUUAGUAGCGCUAUAGGUUAAGUACAUGGUGCCGGUAUACAUAGUGCACAUAAUACGAAUGAUAAGCAGUCUUUCUUUUCUUUUUUUUUUAAUGGAGGUUGUCACAAUACACAGGAUCCAUCAAUAAGAUAUGAUUCAAAUUGAUGGCAGCGAGUCGAACUCGUUCACCAUUUAAUUGAAGCGUCCCCGAUCAAGCACAAGGGAAUUGCAUGAGGUUUAUUUUGGAAGCAUGCUGUACCCUCAACAACUCUUUAAUCGCAUUUAAUGGACUUCUUAAAAGUGGCUAAUGCUACUUUUUAAUUCCUGUUUAAAACAGAUUUGCACAAAUGUUAAGGUCAAAAUUAAGUUUAUGGCAUUUUGUAAAAUAUAAUUCAUAAAAGGAUUUAAAAAUUACUAAAGGUCAGACCAAGUAUUCUCAGAAUCAUAAACUUAGGAGUUAUGCGUUUAAUUUUCAGAGGUUAACUCGUGUUUGUGUUUAC